Molecule: messenger RNA, 1210 nt
Organism: Clunio marinus
Lineage: Eukaryota; Metazoa; Arthropoda; Insecta; Diptera; Chironomidae
Source: the annotation of a GenBank genome assembly
AUGGGAUGUGGCUUUAGCAGUUCAUCAUCGGGGGUAUUUGGAGACCCAACAAGUCCGGAGUUUCGUACAAAUUUAAAGUCAACGGAAACAGUGAUUGGAGCAUUUACGAGACUUGACGAGCAUAUUUUAACACUUGAAAACUUAUCGCCUGGUUCGCGAUUAACUACAGCGGAAGCGUGGGUGGAACAUUUGGAAAAAUUACAACUCACCGUUGACGAUACAAUUACUGAUCGUCAACAACUUGAUGUUAUUUCGGAAUUAGAUGAAACGAUUUUAGAAGAUGAAAAGGAUUUGUUGACUGAAGUAGAUCAAGAAAGAAAUGACAUCAUGAAGCUUGCGAUCAAACUUCAAGUUGCGAACGAUGUUAAAAAAGCUUUAGAACAUGAAGAAUUCUUGGGAAGAAUUAGUCGUGGCGUGAUGGAAUUACAUUCAGAGAAAUUAAGAUUAGAUAUGAUCGAACAUGGAAGGAAACGAAUAGAAACGCUUAUAGAAUCUUUUAAUCAACUUCGUGAACUUUACCUCGAACAAGAUAAUUUAAUUGCAUCCAUUUCUGGUGGAACUUAUAACUCAUCGCUCGAGCAGGAACUCGACAUGGAGUUAGAGACUGCCAGAGAAAUUCGUGAUCGACUAUCGGGUGUCGCUGAACAAUGGCGAACUUCCAGUAAUUUGCUUCGUGCUGCUGCGAAAGCCGCACUUCAAGCUUUUGAAUUUUGGUCUCUUGUUGAAGCAUCGGAUACUGCUUCAGAGAGAGUUCAGCUUGCGCUUGAUACACGUGACGCAUGUCAAAGUUCUCUCACUGCUUUAAGUUGCGCUCAACAAGCUCUUCCACAAGUCGAGAUUCCCUUUGUUACUUUGAGGCAAUCGAGUGCAGUUAAACAUGCGCUUAUAUACAUCCUUACUGAUAUGGCAAAUGAGAAACGAUAUAGUCAUACCAAAACUGUGAUGGAAAGCUUUCACACAAGUGCAACAAAAGCUGUCGAGUGGAUUCACGCUACGUAUAAGAAAACACUCGAUGGAGACUUAACAGCCCAAAUUGACAACAUCAAAGUUUUAACUUUUAGAUUACGUAAAGAAAGAAUCAAACAUUACAAAAAUAUUGUGGGCAAUAAAGUUUAUAUUCGACCACAAAUCAAGCCUUGAACAUAAAUUUUUCACAUAAAAAUGUAUGCGAAAUUCUUCACAAUUUUUAUGAAUAAAAAAGUUAAUGAAA